UUAAAAAGUAUAAGACAAUUGCAGUCCGAUCAUGUCCUGUAAAGUGGUGCUCCUUGUGCUCCUGGCAGUUUGCAUUGCUGCCUCUGCAAUGGAUGUCUCCUCGAGCCAACGGUGCCUGUGCAUCAGAGUGAGAAACAGGCUGGCAGCUGUCAAGGACAUAAAGACCAUAGAGAUCCUGCCUCCUACUUCCAGCUGUGAAGAAGCGGAGAUCAUAGUCCAUUUGAAAAAUGGAAUCCAGUACUGUUUGGACCCAAACUUCAAGAAGCUUCUUUUCAGCCUCAAAAGGAGACGCCAGUGAAAGUAUCUUCAGUUACAGAGAGGUCAGCACCAACGAUCUUGCUUUUGAGAGUACUUCGACCUGCAGUCCACACCCAACUCCAUAUAUGACCCUCUUUUUAAUUGCUCACUUGUCACGUGUGCUUUGUGGAAAUGUCCUUGUUUUUGUAUACUGUUUUUUUGUUCAUCUGAAAAGUCCCUGGCAAUAAAAAAUAAACUUCUAUUCUGAACUA
This is a messenger RNA of Lepisosteus oculatus (spotted gar), 509 nucleotides long. RefSeq names its product C-X-C motif chemokine 11-6-like. Gene Ontology annotation, molecular function: chemokine activity. Gene Ontology annotation, biological process: immune response. NCBI's taxonomy places the organism in Eukaryota, Metazoa, Chordata, Actinopteri, Semionotiformes, Lepisosteidae. Gene Ontology annotation, cellular component: extracellular region. The record is from RefSeq and is a predicted model, not a curated record.